Lotus japonicus is the source of this 1989-nucleotide messenger RNA. RefSeq names its product monofunctional riboflavin biosynthesis protein RIBA 3, chloroplastic. Gene Ontology annotation, biological process: riboflavin biosynthetic process. Bases 78 to 1673 code for a protein of 531 amino acids. Gene Ontology annotation, cellular component: cytosol. The transcript has 8 exons. Lineage: Eukaryota; Viridiplantae; Streptophyta; Magnoliopsida; Fabales; Fabaceae. Gene Ontology annotation, molecular function: 3,4-dihydroxy-2-butanone-4-phosphate synthase activity; GTP cyclohydrolase II activity. The record is from RefSeq and is a predicted model, not a curated record.
UAGAAAUUUUGGACAAAGGUUCGAUGUGGAAGCUCAUCCAUAACUAGAGUUUAGAUUAAAUUUUGAAGUUGCAGCCUAUGGACUCUGCUUCAUUCCCUCAUCCUUUGAUUUCCCAAGUCAUCACCAGCUCAAGUUUUCAUCGCUCCUACCCAAAUCAUCAGAGUGCAAGAUUCAGCCUUUGGAAUAAUAGGUUGUGGAAUUCAGCUCUUUGUGCUACUGGGUACUCAGCAGCUGGAAUAGAAGACGUGUUCGAUGAUAGUAACUUGAAGAGAAAUGACAAUGGAUCCUUCUUUGGUGCCUUAGCACCAUUUGAAACGUUAAAAGCUGAAAUAACGCCAGAAACAAAUGACUUCUUUGUUAGUGAUGCUGAAGGUGAUCCAGAUUGUCCCUCUGAAGGGUACUCUUCCGUUGAGCAGGCCCUUAAUACACUACGCCAAGGAAAGUUUGUGAUUGUGGUAGAUGAUGAAAAUGGGGAUAUUCAAGGAAAUCUCAUAAUGGCUGCAUCUCUUACUAGUACCAAGGAUGUGGCCUUUAUGGUUAAGCAUGGAUCAGGUAUUGUGUCCGUUGGCAUGAAAGAGGAGGAUCUUCAAAGACUGAACCUUCCCCUUAUGUCACCAGAGACCGAAGACGAGGAUUCUUCUGCCCCCACCUUCACUAUCACCGUGGAUGCAAAAUAUGGAACCUCCACAGGUGUAUCAGCUGCAGAUAGAGCAAAAACAGUUCUUGCUUUGUCAUCUCCUGUGUCUACAUCAGAAGACUUCAUCAAGCCAGGUCAUGUGUUUCCCCUCAAGUAUAGAAAUGGUGGGGUUCUUAGGAGGGCAGGUCAUACUGAGGCUUCUGUUGAUUUAGUUACUCUUGCUGGCUUGUCCCCAGUUUCUGUUCUUACGGCUCUUGUUGAUGAAGAUGGUGGCUCUAUGGCAUCUUUGCCCUAUUUAAGAAAAUUAGCAUUCGAAUACAGCAUACCAAUUGUUUCCAUAACUGAUUUGAUAAGGUACCGGAGAAAGCGAGAAAAGUUGGUUGAAAGAACUUCUGUUUCUCGUCUGCCUACAAAGUGGGGUUUAUUUCAAGCAUAUUGCUACCGCUCAAAGUUGGAUGGAACAGAACACAUAGCUAUUGUGAAGGGAGACAUAGGAGAUGGGCAAGAUGUCCUUGUGCGAGUACAUUCAGAAUGUUUAACAGGAGAUAUUUUUGGAUCAGCUCGGUGUGACUGUGGCGACCAGUUAGAUUUGGCAAUGAGACUGAUCGAAGAAGCAGGUAGAGGAGUAGUUGUCUAUCUUCGAGGUCAUGAGGGAAGAGGCAUUGGACUUGGUCACAAACUUAAGGCCUAUAAUUUGCAGGAUCAAGGCCAUGACACAGUUCAGGCAAACAUAGAAUUGGGGUUAGCUGUUGAUGCUCGUGAAUAUGGGAUUGGUGCCCAGAUUCUGGGGGAUAUAGGAGUUAGAACUAUGAGGCUAAUGACUAACAACCCAGCAAAGUUCACUGGUCUCAAAGGGUAUGGUUUGGCAGUGCUAGGGAGGGUUCCUGUAAUGACACCAAUUACUGAGGAAAACAAGAGGUACCUGGAAACAAAAAGGACCAAAAUGGGACAUGUUUAUGGGUCUGAUAUACAAGGAUCGUUACCUGGAUUCAACAAUUCAAUUGUAAAUGACCAAGACUUACCAGAGAACACUUAGCGCACACAUGUUUGGGGAUCUUUCUAUAAUUUAUUUUAUUGGCAAACUCCAUUCUGGUUAGAAGAAGCUUGUGUGAGUAGCUUCUGAGCAUAAUCCGAGAAGAUAGAAGCUGAUCAUAACAUAUGUGUUGAUAGUCUAUACAAAAAUACAACAGGGAAAAAAACUUUAUACACUAUUGAAAAAAAUUAAAGGAUGAAAUUCAUUUGUGAAGAUUGUAAUUAGCUCACUCUAUGUAAAUUUUGGUACUCAUAAGCUUCAAAUUACCAGAUACUAGUGUUAUUUACCCGCGCGUUGCACGGGGAAUACAUCUAUUAUA